AUGGAUAUCGACGAAGACAUGAUGAUGGAAGGCGCGUUACAGGCGUACGAGGCGGAUGACGACGACGCGCUGCAGUUGACUCCAGGCCAUCAGGACGGCGCACACGAGCAGCACGACCAUAGAAACGAGGAGCAGCAGCAGUUGCCGCAUCAGGAGGAGUGGUUCAGGGAAGAAGAGAUGCACGACGCGAACGGCGCUGCGGCUGCUCUUGCGGGAAAUGGAUCUGAGAGGGACGCCGGGACGGGUGGUGGGUCGAAUCGUGUGGGGGAUGGCGCUGAAGCGGCGGGCGACGAGGGAGCGGCGAAGCAGCAGGAGGAGCAGGAGAAACGGGAGGAGAAGGUUCCGGCAGGAAUCGGAGCGAAGCGAAAGGUGUAUCGUGUUCCGUGCCAUGCGAGCUGGUUUCGAUGGGACAAGAUCCACCCUUUGGAAAAGCGUGGGGUUCCAGAGUUUUUCCUCCCAACACCCCCCCCACAGCCACCAACAGCCACCAUGUUUCCUCCUCCUCCCCCUCCCGCCAAAAACCCCACUCUCUACAAGGAAUACCGAGACGCCAUUAUCACCAUGUACUGCCAGAUGCCGCCAUCCGAGUGGCCGCUCACUUUCACACGUGUCCGCCGGGCGUUGGUUGGUGACGUGAGCUCGAUCCGUCGGGUGUUUGACUUUCUUGACCAAUGGGGGCUGAUCAACGCUGAUGUGCCAGGAGGGGGCGGAGCAGGAGGAGCAGCAGCAGCCAAUGCCUCGGCCGCUGCUGCCGCAGCAGCAGCCAUUGCUGCUGCAACAGCUGCUGCUUCAUCUACCGAAUUAGCAGCAAAGGGCGGUGUCUCUCGUCUCGCCGUUCCUGCAGUCAAACAAGAAGGCCUCAUGGCUUCGGAUUUGGUCUGCACCUUUUCUCGGGGAGCCGUGCCUGGCGCUAGGCCCGGAGCCGCAGGUUCGGCAGCAGGUUCGGGAGCAGCCGGACCAAGGAAGCCUGGGACAGUGCGAACUGCUGAGCUGGCGCUGCUGGGAAUGGUGGGGGAUGCGCACUGUAGCACCUGGGAGAAGGUGGCGGGGCACGUGAAGACGAAAGACCGAGCUCAGUGUCUGGCUUAUUUUGUCCGCAUGCCCAUGGGUGACUCGUUUGAAUCGAUCACUGUGCCACCUGCCUCAGUCACACCUGCGCCAGUCACACCUGCGCCAGUCACACCUGCCCCAGAAGCUCCUCCUGUAUCUGCCACAGCUGCUGUUGCUGCUGUCACUGAGAGGAGUGAGGGAGAUGAGAAGGGAGGGGAGGGGAGGGACGGAGGUGGGGUGGGUGAAAAGAAGGGUGACGUGGAAAUGCAAGCUGCUGACGUGGGAGAAGAUGCAGCAGCUGAAAACGCAGGGGAGAUUGGAGCAGAGACCACAGAGCAUGACUUGGGAAGAAUAGGCACGAAGAGGAAGGGAUCGGAGCUGGAGCAGCAGCCUUUGAAACCAACAGUAAUGGGCCUGGACGAACCAAUUCCGUUUGGCGACAGUGGUAACCCUAUCAUGGCGCAGGUGGCGUUUAUCUCUGGUGUGGCUGGGCCGCGAGUGGCUGCUGUUGCUGCUCAGGCUGCUCUGGCGGCGCUUGUGUUUGAAGACCCGUCUGCCCUGGCUGAGUUGCACCAGGCUGCUGCUGAGGCAGAGGCGAGGGCAGUAGCAGCAGAGGAAGAGGCAAAGGCAGUGGCUGCAGAGCAAAAGGCAAGGACAGUGGCUGCAGAGCAAAAGGCGACGGACGCUGCGGCAGCAGCAGCUGAGCAUGAGGUGAAGGCAGGGGCAGGGGCAGGGGCAGGGGCAGGGGCAGGGGCUCAAGCAGCAGCAGGAGAAGGAGGAGGAGGGGGACUAGCAGCAAAGGGAGAGAAAGAGGGAGGAGCGGAGACAGGGAAAGCAACAUUGGCGGAAGGAAGCAGUGCUGCUGGUGGCGCUGCUGUUGAUUUUGCUGGUGAUACUUCUGGUGAUACUGCUGUUACUGCCGCUUCCGAAGGUGGUGUUGGGGAUAAAAUUGCUGCUGGGCAUGAAGGGGAUGGCGGCGCGAAAGGGGAUCCUGCUGAAAAGGAGGGUGAUGUCAAAGAGGAUGCUGUUAAAGGGAAUGCCGUUAAAGGGGAGGAGGGUGUGAAAGGGGAUGCCGUUAAAGGGGAGGAGGGUGUGAAAGGGGAUGCCGUUAAAGGGGAGGAGGGUGUGAAAGGGGAUGCGGAAGCUACUGAUGAUAAGGGACAGGUACAGAUGGAGAGAGGAGGAGAGGAGAACGAGGGACAGAAAGAGGAGGGGGGUGGGAAAGUGAGGAAGAUAGAGAGUGAUGGUGGCAUAGCUGGCAUGGAUGUUGAUGGAGGUAAGGAGGCGAGCAAAGGGGAUGAGGAAGGGAAGGGAGGAGGUGACGUUGGAAAGGAGGGGGAGGAGAGUAGGGAAGGUGGGGGUGCAAAGGGCGAGCAGGGAGAGAAGAGAGAGGGGAAUGAGAUUGGCAUGGCUGCAACAGGUACAGAUGCAGCAGCAGGAGAAAAGACCACACCAGAGAAAGCAGAAGGAGCAGCAGGAGCAGGAACAGGAGCAGGAGCAGUAGCAGGAGGAGGGGGAGGAGCAGAAGGGGAGGCAGGAGGAGGCAAGGGCCCUCAACGCCGCGUUCCCUCUCUGAGCGACGUGCCGUCAGCGCUGCGCAUUCGAGCUGCUGCUGCCACCGCAAUGGCUGCUGCAGCGGUGAAGGCGCGGCUGAUGGCGGAGGAGGAGGAGCGGGAGAUGCGACGAGUCAUGGCUGAGCUGGUGGCCAAACAGGCGAGGCUGAUGGCGGAGGAGGAGGUGAGGAAGAUGCGGCGAGUGAUGGCAGAGCUGGUGGCCAAACAGUGUUUGAAGCUGGAAAAGAAAAUGCUUCAGUUUGAGAGGCUGGAGCAGCUGAUGACACGGGAGGGAGCAAGCAUCAACAGGCAGAAAGCAGCGAUUCUUUCAUUAUCAUUCCUCUCUUGUCUAUUUCCCUAUCUUCUCCCCACUUUUCUCCCCCGUCCUCCCAGUGUCUGA
This is a messenger RNA of Closterium sp. Naga37s-1, 3003 nucleotides long. The record is from the annotation of a GenBank genome assembly. NCBI's taxonomy places the organism in Eukaryota, Viridiplantae, Streptophyta, Zygnematophyceae, Desmidiales, Closteriaceae.